Molecule: messenger RNA, 786 nt
Organism: Apus apus (common swift)
Lineage: Eukaryota; Metazoa; Chordata; Aves; Apodiformes; Apodidae
Gene: ITGA3
Product: integrin subunit alpha 3
Exons: 5
Coding region: 19-786 (255 amino acids)
Biological process (GO): cell-matrix adhesion; integrin-mediated signaling pathway; leukocyte migration
Cellular component (GO): external side of plasma membrane; integrin complex
Molecular function (GO): integrin binding
Source: RefSeq, a predicted model, not a curated record
GCGGGCCGGUGCGGGGUCAUGGCGAGGGGCCGGCGGUUGUUGCUGCUGCUGUUCCCGGAGCUUCUGUUCCUGCUCUUCCUGCUCUUGGGGGUCGUCGCCGCUUUCAACCUGGAUCGCACCUUCCCGGUGCUUAAAGAAGGCGAGACCCCCCGUGGGUUCUUCGGCUUCUCGGUAGCGCUGCACCGGCAAACGGAGCGGGAGGAGCGCUGCCUGCUGCUGGUGGGAGCCCCCCGAGAUGCAGAGCCAGUGAAUGGCACACGGACGGGGGCUGUCUACGCCUGUCCCCUCACCGCUGCCACCAGGGACUGCCAGCGCCUCGACAUCGAGCUGAAGAGUGAGCCAGACAAGGCCAUCAUCGAUGACAUGUGGCUGGGGGUGACAGUGGCCAGCCAGCGGCAGCCGGCCGGGAGGGUGCUGGCCUGUGCCCACCGUUACACCAAGGUGCUGUGGUCGGGCAACGAGGACCAGCGGCGGAUGGUGGGCAAGUGCUACGUGAGGGGCAACGACCUGCGCCUCAACCUGAGCGACGAGUGGCAGACCUACCACAACGAGAUGUGCAACUCCAACACCGACACCGACGAGACCGGCAUGUGCCAGAUGGGCACCAGUGCAGGUUUUGCUGCCAACAUCAUCUACUUCGGGGCACCCGGCGCCUACAAUUGGCAAGGUACAGACUACAUGCUGCAGAGGGAGAUGUGGGACCUGCACGACUUCUCCUACCCCAACAAGAAGAAGGGCAAUAUCUACAUAGGUGGGGGGCAGCAGGAUGGGGGGCUUCCCCCUUAG